AAAUCAUCAGAAAAGAAUAUAUCCAUUGCCUGCAGCAUCAACGGAAAUACCUUCAGAGCAACUAAUAAUGAAGGAAACAACAUCGCUGCACUCAACAACAUCGGAAAUAUAUACACUGCCAACAGCAGAAACGAGAAUAUCUUCAUUGCCAGCAACAGAAACGGAAACAACUUCACUAUUGGACACUACAACAGAUUUUGAUGACAUAUCAAAUGACAGUAUAACUGAUUCUGAAUCUACAGACGAGGACUUAUACAAAUAUACUGUAGCUCCAAUUACAGAAACGUUUGACAAUGAAGAAUUACUAUGGCCAGAUUGGAUUUAUACAGUCAUAGAAACUACGACAUCGUUUAUAUCAUCAGCGUUUUCCGAAGCAGGAGGUAUAACGUCUGUCACUCAAAGUACACCUGACGAUAAAUACGGAAAUACAACAGCAGUUGAGAAUUCUUCCACUUCGGAAAGUAUGACAUUAACAACAGUUAAGGUUCUUUCCACACCUGGAAGCAUAACAUCAACAACAGUUAAUGUUUCUUCUCCCGCAUCGGAAAGUACGGUUUUAACAACAGAUAAGGUUCCUUCAAAACUGGGAAGUACAACAUCGCCGACAGUAAAUGUUUCUUCCACAUCGGAAAGUAAAUCAUUUACAACAGUUAAGGCUCGUUCAAAGCCCGGAAUUAUGACAUCAACAAAAGUAAAAAUCCAUUCCACAGCUGAAAGUACGACAUCAACAACAGAUAAAGUCCCUUUGACACUGGAAAGUACGACAUCAACAACAAUAAAAGUUCCUUCCGUACCGGAAAUUUCGGCAUUAACACCAUUAAAGAGCUCUCCCACAUCAGCAAGUACAGCAUUAACAACAAAAAAAGUUCCUUCAAAACCGGUAAGUACGAAAUUAGCAACAGUAAAAAUCCAUUCAACAACAAGAAGUACGGCCUCAGCACCAGUUAAGGUCCGUUCCACAACGGGAAGUACCACAUCAACAACACUUGAUAUUUCUUCCACACAAGGAAGUACGACAGCAUUUGAAGUUUCUUCCACACCGGAAAGUACGGUAUCAGCAACAGUUAGUAUCCCUUCCACGUCUGGAAGUACACCAUCAAAAACAGCUACUAUCUCUUCCACAGAGAGUAAUACAGCACAAACAACUGUAGAUAUUACUUCUACAGCGCCAACAACAGAUGUUAUCCAUUCAAUCGCGGGUAGUACAGCGUCAACAGCAGUAACUAUUCCUUCCACAGCGGACAGUACAGCAUCAACAACAGUUAAUAUCCCUUCUAAAGAAGGUAGUACAGCAUCAACGAUAGUUACGGUCCCUUAUACUCUAGAAAGUACGACAUCAACAGCAGUUAAGGUUCCAACCACAACAGAAAGUAAGAAAACGACGCUUAAGUCAGAUACAAAAGAACCAUACAUUAGGUAUGCAACUAUCUUAACACAUGUAGAAGGCGACAAAAAGUCAGAAAGCCUUAUUCAAGAACAGACAAUAACAGAAACUCCUGUCAUUUCUCCUGCUUCUAAUACAACCCGUAAAUUGUCCAAAAUAAGACAUAAAUUUGAUCUUACUUCUAACAAUACGUAUCCAAAUCCGAAGAAAGAAACUUACGAAUAUGUAAGAAAUACAAAAAUCGCUAAAGGGAAAGCAAAACUGACUUUUAAGAAAAUAAGAGUCACAGUAAUAAGGACAUAUCAAGAAGGAAAACGCAUCGUUUUACAGACGUACCAAAAGGUCAAAAACAUCGCAACAACGGUUGUCGUGACAACAUAUCGGCGGUCAAGAGAACUACUUAGACAAGCGCUGCAAAGAGUUGAAGCAUUAUGGAAGUAUUGUAAAACUGGAAUUGACCAUUAUAUAGUAAAACCGCUUCUAAAUGCCAGAGUUAUUGUGAAAAGUAAAUUUGAACAGACAUAUACGCGAUUAAGUGAAAUAUUCAACAGAGGUAAAACGAUAUUGAGAAUGACAACAGAUAAUGUGCGGGAGGAGGCGUCUACCUAUUUUGAUAGUUUAGCUAAAUACUAUACGGAUGUAUAUAGACAAUAUUCAACUGAAGUUAGAGACAUUUUUGAGUCUUUAAAAAUUCCUGACAGCUAACAGUGUU
This is a messenger RNA of Mercenaria mercenaria, 2096 nucleotides long. Its product is annotated as mucin-5AC-like. The record is from RefSeq and is a predicted model, not a curated record. NCBI's taxonomy places the organism in Eukaryota, Metazoa, Mollusca, Bivalvia, Venerida, Veneridae. Bases 68 to 2089 code for a protein of 673 amino acids. The transcript is spliced from 2 exons.